Molecule: messenger RNA, 3934 nt
Organism: Carassius gibelio (silver crucian carp)
Lineage: Eukaryota; Metazoa; Chordata; Actinopteri; Cypriniformes; Cyprinidae
Product: T-box transcription factor TBX3-like
Exons: 7
Coding region: 850-2877 (675 amino acids)
Biological process (GO): cardiac chamber development; cell fate specification; heart looping
Cellular component (GO): nucleus
Molecular function (GO): DNA-binding transcription factor activity, RNA polymerase II-specific; RNA polymerase II cis-regulatory region sequence-specific DNA binding
Source: RefSeq, a predicted model, not a curated record
ACGCGCGUCUGGAGCACUAUCUGAUCUUCUGUGCGUGAAAAGGGGCCGACAGUGACGCUGUGUGCUGGAGACCUGGAAGUUCAGCUGCUCUGGGUCCCGCAGACCGACAGAUGCGUGUCCUAAUGGUGAUGGCAUAUUCACACAAUACCGAGCGAAGCAGCGCUGUUUGGCGGCAGCAACAGAGUUCUCCAACACCUUUUUAUAAGUCUGAAGUCUUUCCCCUCCACCCGACCUGUUAAAACCACGCCUACAGAGCGACACAAUUGGUCCAAAAGCGUCAAAGAGCCAAUCAACAGCGGGCUGCUGCUCAAAACACGCAACACAUCCACACCACCGAAGCCUAUGGAGUUCAGAAGCACUGGGAAUAUCUCUGUGCUGGACCCUGUGCUCCGCAUAUCGCGCUCUGCUGAAAUGUGUGUGCGGGAGAGAAAGUGUGUGUGUGAGCGUGUGAAGGUGUAUACCUCCAACAAGUAAAGACAGAGGAAUUAUUCCGAGGCUUCGAAAUAAUUCAACACAUCUCUUUGGCAGGACUCGGGACGAUCUCACUAUUAGCGGAAUGUCUAUUUUACAGAAAUCCAGAGGACAGCGCCGCGCGCCGCAAGCUGACACACAGUGACUCCGUCGAGCCUUUUAUUUUUAUUUUCUCGAUCUCAUAGCGCACUGCCAAAAGACAAGCCGAGAAGAUUCUCACUUUCUCUUUUAGAUACUUUGUUGGAAUCCAGCUAGAGACACAAGCGAGAGACUCACGCGUCGCAGGAACGCUGGACUUGGUGAAGGACUUCUCCGGCGCAGAUAUUAAGCUGAUUGCACAUCGAUUUAAGGAACACCGCAUCUGCUGGCUGGACUCGCAUGAGCUUCCCGAUGAGAGAUCCAGUUAUUCAAGGAUCCAGUAUGGCUUAUCACCCGUUUUUACCUCACCGGGGUCCGGAAUUUGCCAUGAGCGCAAUGCUGGGUCACCAGCCGCCCUUCUUCCCGGCCCUGGGGCUGCCCCCGAGCGGCUCGCUGUCUCUGCCCGGUGCGCUGGGCAAACCAAUAAUGGAGCAGCUGAUGGGUGCCGCAGAGACCGGCCUUCACUUCUCCUCACUGGGACACCACACCGCGCAUCUGCGGCCUCUCAAGACGCUCGAGCCCGAGGAGGAGGUCGAAGACGACCCUAAAGUUCACCUCGAAGCCAAGGAACUCUGGGAGCUUUUCCACAAGCGCGGCACAGAGAUGGUCAUCACUAAAUCUGGAAGGCGGAUGUUCCCUCCGUUUAAAGUCAGAUGCACGGGCUUGGACAAAAAGGCCAAAUAUAUUCUGUUGAUGGAUAUUGUGGCGGCUGAUGACUGCAGGUAUAAAUUUCACAACUCUCGCUGGAUGGUGGCAGGAAAGGCUGACCCCGAAAUGCCAAAACGGAUGUACAUUCACCCCGACAGUCCGGCCACGGGCGAGCAAUGGAUGUCUAAAGUCGUCAAUUUUCACAAACUUAAACUGACAAACAACAUCUCCGACAAGCAUGGAUUUGUAAGUACGAUACUGAACUCCAUGCACAAAUACCAGCCAAGAUUUCACAUUGUGAGAGCCAACGACAUCCUGAAACUCCCAUACAGCACGUUCAGGACCUACGUGUUCCCCGAGACAGAUUUCAUUGCUGUCACUGCCUACCAGAACGAUAAGAUAACACAACUGAAAAUUGAUCACAAUCCUUUUGCAAAAGGAUUUCGUGACACUGGAAAUGGGAGACGUGAAAAAAGAAAACAGCUGGCUCUGCAAUCGAUGCGUUCGUAUGAGGAGCAGCAGAAGAAAGAGAACGGGACAUCUGAUGAUUCCUCAGGCGAACAGUCCUUCAAAUGCUUUCGCCAGGCUUCGUCUCCUGUGGUCUCAACUGUUGGCCAGAAUAACUCAAAAGAUUUUUGCGACAGUGAUGAAGAUAGCGACGACGAAGACAAAGAUGGAAACGUGAAAGAGGGACCAGACUCGAGCAAAAUCUCCACCACGACCGAGGACCCCAAGGAUCACGAUGCGAGUUUAAGCAAAAGUCUGCUUGGGGAGAGUGACUCUGUCCCGCGGAGAACCGAGAAGAUCCGGGACUCUCGGCAGAGUCCCAUCACGCUCAUCUCUAGCACCACUCGGUCCGGUGAGGAGCUCAAGAGCCCGGAUCACGCCAAAACAGACGACUGCCGGACACUGAGCAAAGAAAAUUACAUGCCAUUGACUGUGCAAACAGAUGGCGCUGCGCACUUAAAUCAAAACCACUUGCACAAUUUGGGAUUUCCGCCGGGUUUGGCCGGGCAGCAGUUUUUCAGUCACUUGGGUGGUGCCCAUCCGUUUCUCCUGCACCCUGGUCAGUUCAGUAUGGGAGGCGCGUUCUCAAACAUGGCCGCAGGGAUGGGCCCUUUACUGGCAGCUGUUUCCUCCGGAGGGGUCAGCUCACUGGACACGAGCAGCAUGACAUCACCCUCGCAAAGCCUGACGGGAACACCGCUGCCCUUCCACCUUCAGCAACAUGUUCUGGCGUCGCAGGGUCUGGCCAUGUCUCCCUUCGGAGGUCUCUUCCCGUAUCCCUACACGUACAUGGCCGCCGCCGCCGCUUCUUCAUCCGUUCAUCGUCAUCCGUUUCUGAACGCGGUGCGGCCCCGGUUACGGUACAGCCCUUACUCUUUACCGAAUGUCCCCGACUGCACUUUGCUCACGACAGCCGUCCCGCCGGUGGCGAGCAGUGCCAUGGAUCUGAAGGGAGACGGGGGGACGGGGAGUCUGGACUCGGAGUCUGGCUCGGUGUCAGUGUCGCCGAAACCGUGCACCGAGAAAGAUUCGAGCAGCGAGCUCCAGAGCAUCCAGCGCCUGGUCAGCGGACUCGAGUCCAAACCGGACAGAGCGCGCAGUGUGUCCCCGUAGACCCCACCGACGAGAGAGCGAGCCGUGCACCACGGACCGGCCUCGGAGAACACGAUUAGACUUUAAAUGCACUUUGCUAAAACAAAUAAACACGUAAAUGUAUGUUGUUCUUUUGUUAAAUUAAAACAGUAACUUUGCCCCCCCAUAUGAAUGCCAGAGAAGUAUUGAACAGUGACCAGUCUGACAGAGACUGAAUGAAGCUGCUGCUCCUCGUUAUGUUAAAAGUUCAGGGUGACGGUGAUUUCAUUUAAGAUGCACUCUGAAUCGGUUCCUGCUUUGUUUGAUAUCUCUUUAUCGGAUGUGUUUGCAAACAUAUUAAUAAAUUAAAUAAGUUACCGCAGGCAUACUGCAUGUCAAAGAUUAGACUUGAUCAAGACUGCUGUUUUUUUUUUUUUUUUUUUUUUUUUUUUUUUUAAUGCUUCCGUCUGUACUGUUCAAAACGCAAAUUCACCAAGAACGCAAUCUUCACUACAGUUUUAAGAAUAUUUUGCAAUGUUAAGGAGUUCAAUCUUUACACACAGAUACACACACACACACACACACACACACACACACACACACACACACACACACAUAUAUGUUCGAUUCAUUUUUGUGUGGAAAUGAGGAAGGCAGUCUAGUCAUUUUAUUCUUUUUCCAAAGUCAAUGAAUCCACAGACCACUGAUUAAUCGAGACGCGGUACUAAAUUACUCUGAAAUGCAGCUUCGGGAUGAAACGGGAAAAGGGAUCAUAUGGCUAUAAUAAAUACAAAUGUAAAUAACGAUAUAUAUAUUACAUAUUUAUGUAAUUAUUUCAUAUGAAUAUUGCUUGUAAAUAGAACUGAAAUUCUUUGUUUGUUUGUUUGUGUUUGUUUGAGGGAGCUUAACUUAAUUUAUUGUUGAUAUGUGUAUAGUAUGUGAGCAUUGUCCUUGUUAAUUCUCAUCUGCGCCUGGAUUCCACCUGUAACAGCACAGAGCUAGUUUCUCUACAGACAGAAAUAAUGUGCCAUCGUUUUGAUUAACUGUUGUGUGUUUAAGUGCUUGGGUUCAAACUAAUUAAAGGCGAUAACACAAUGCA